Molecule: messenger RNA, 924 nt
Organism: Indicator indicator
Lineage: Eukaryota; Metazoa; Chordata; Aves; Piciformes; Indicatoridae
Gene: MYD88
Product: MYD88 innate immune signal transduction adaptor
Exons: 5
Coding region: 1-924 (307 amino acids)
Biological process (GO): innate immune response; MyD88-dependent toll-like receptor signaling pathway; defense response to Gram-positive bacterium
Cellular component (GO): plasma membrane
Molecular function (GO): Toll-like receptor binding; TIR domain binding
Source: RefSeq, a predicted model, not a curated record
AUGGCCACGGUGCCGGCGGGCCCCGAUCCCGGCCCCAGGUCCGGUCCCGGCUCUGUCGCCGUCUCGUCGCCGCUUGACCUCCACGCCGUGCCCAUGGUAGCGCUGAACUACGGCGUGCGGCGCCGGCUCGGCCUCUAUCUCAACCCACGGGCGGCGGCGGCCGCCGACUGGACGGCGCUGGCGGAGCAGAUGGGCUGCGAUUACCUGGAGAUCCGGCGGCUGGAGGCGCAGCCCGACCCUACCGCCGCCCUUCUGGAGGACUGGCAGUGCCGCUGCCCCGGCGGAGCCACCGUCGGCCACCUCCUCGACCUCCUUCGCCGCUUGGGCCGCCACGACGUCCUUCUCGACCUGGCCGACAGCGUGGAAGAGGACUGCAAGAAGUACCUGCAGAGGAAGCAGGAGCGGGCUGAGCAGCCGCUCCAAGUGCCUGCAGUGGACAGCAGCGUGCCAAAGACAUCAGAACUGAGGGGCAUCACUACCAGGGAUGAUCCCUAUGGGAAUGGAACAGAGAUGUUUGACGCCUUCAUCUGCUACUGUCAAAAAGACCUCCAGUUUGUCCAGGAGAUGAUCAGGGAGCUGGAACAAACAGAGUUCAAACUGAAGCUGUGUGUAUUUGAUCGGGAUGUCUUGCCAGGAACGUGCGUGUGGUCCAUCAGCGGAGAACUUAUCGAAAGGAGGUGUCGGAGGAUGGUGGUUGUCAUUUCAGAUGAUUAUCUGGAAAGUGAUGAAUGUGAUUUUCAGACCAAAUUUGCUCUUAGUCUUUCCCCAGGUGCUCGUCUCAAACGGCUGAUUCCAGUCAAGUGCAAAACCAUGAAGAACGAGUUUCCAAGUAUCCUGAGGUUCAUCACCAUCUGUGAUUACACCAACCCUUGCACCAAAAAGUGGUUCUGGACCAGACUGGCAAAAUCCCUCCUGCUGCCGUGA